Messenger RNA from Selaginella moellendorffii, 2319 nucleotides. RefSeq names its product origin of replication complex subunit 1B. Gene Ontology annotation, cellular component: nuclear origin of replication recognition complex. The coding region runs from base 4 to 2298 and encodes 764 amino acids. The record is from RefSeq and is a predicted model, not a curated record. The transcript is spliced from 14 exons. Lineage: Eukaryota; Viridiplantae; Streptophyta; Lycopodiopsida; Selaginellales; Selaginellaceae. Gene Ontology annotation, molecular function: ATP hydrolysis activity; DNA replication origin binding; chromatin binding. Gene Ontology annotation, biological process: mitotic DNA replication checkpoint signaling; DNA replication initiation.
ACAAUGCGGGGGAGGAAUGCGGGGACGCCGCCGGCUCCCCGUCGCCAGUCGCCCAGGUUUGCGUCUCCCAGCUCGCACUGCGAUCCAUCACCCAAAUCUUCGCAAUCACUCGGCCUCUCUCCAGCCCCGCGCUCUGUGAAGCGCGAUCUUGGAUUUUCGCCUGUGCUGCCAAGGGCAAGAUCGAGGAGAAAGAGCAGGGAUGGCGAUAGAAAGUAUGUUUCUAGGAUCGAAUGGAACGAUGGCGUGUUUGAGGUUGGGGAGGAUGUCUACGUCAGGAAGCUAGAGUCCGCUGAGCGUGAUGAGUCUGACGAGGAAGUGGAAGAUUGUAGGGUGUGUGGGAAAGUUGGAGGAGAGGUCAUGAUCGAGUGUGAUGCUUGUCUCGGUGGCUUCCAUCUCGGCUGCCUGGAGCCUCCGUUGGAAGAAGUCCCAGGAGGAGAUUGGAUUUGUUUCAAGUGUGAGAAGAAAGAAGCCGUGGGGGAAGAACCAAGUCGGCGGAGGCAUAGAACUGCGCGAGAGAGACUACUGGCUAAGGAGCUUUGGGCUGCUCGUAUCGAAAGGCUGUGGAUGGAAGCUGAUGGCUCACCUUGGUUUUCUGGAAGAUGGUAUCUUGUGCCCGAGGAAACUGCUUCAGGCAGGCAGCCGCACAAUGGAAGCAGAGAACUUUUUCGCACGAAACAUGUCGAUCACAAUGAGGUGGAAUCGAUUCUCAGGCAUUGCUAUGUCUUUUCCCCAGAAGAUUUUUCUAAAGCUAGCAACGAAGGGGAUGAUGUGUUUUACUGCGAGUAUGACUAUGAAAUGAAGUGGCACACUUUUAAGAGAAUUGUCGACUUGGUAGAGGAGGCUGACCACGACUUCGAAGAGCACGAGGAGAGUAAGGCUUCGAACAAGAAGCGGAGGUCUUCCACUCCAAACAAAACACCGAACAAAACACCAAAAAGAAAGUCUCAUACAGAAGUCACUGGAUCUGAGGUUUUACGGCGAAAGAUCUUUCCCGAAGACAGUGGAAAGGAUUUGACUGAAAUCGAAAAGGCAAAGAUUGCACUUUCACUUUCAACAACUCCAGGCUCUUUGCCUUGUCGUGAAAAGGAAUGCAAGGAAAUUGAAGCUUUUGUAACGGAUGCUCUAAAAGAAGGGUUGGAGAAUCUUGGAAAAUGUCUCUACAUCAGCGGUGUCCCAGGAACUGGAAAGACAGCUACUGUUUUGGAUGUCAUGAGGCGGAUGGAGAAGAAGCUAAGCACGAAGGAAAUCCAGCCAUAUCGGUUUGUGGCGAUGAACGGGCUGCGUCUCACGUCGCCGGAGCAAACAUACACGGUUCUUCAUGAAGCUCUGACUGGCCAGCGAUUGAGCUGGAAGAGGGCAUUGCAGCUACUCGAUGAACGGUUUUCGAACUGCAAAUCUUUGGGAGGGGUCGAUAGUCGACCCUGCAUUCUUUUGGUCGAUGAAUUGGAUCUUCUGGUUACGCGCUCACAAUCCGUUCUCUACAAUCUUUUUGACUGGCCUUGUCGACCAAACUCGCGUCUUAUGGUCAUCGGAAUUGCAAAUACGAUAGAUUUGCCUGAGCGUUUGCUACCACGAAUUGCCAGUAGAAUGGGACUUCAGAGAGUGUCUUUUAGUCCCUAUUCGUACAUUCAGCUGCAGGAGAUUAUUAGUUUCCGUUUAUCAGGGACUGAGGCGUUUGAAAAGGCAGCAGUAGAGUUUGCUUCACGCAAGGUUGCUGCUGUAUCUGGUGAUGCACGACGAGCGUUGGAGCUCUGUCGUAGGGCUGCAGAGCUUGCGGAGUGCCGACAAAAAUCUGGAGACUUGGAAGGUAGAUGUACAUGCAAUGUUUUCGGAUGUCCUGACCGUUGCUCAGAAUCCAACACUAGAUUGAUUGGAAUGGCCGACGUGGAGGCCGCUGUUACGGAAAUGUUCCAGGCACCGCAUGUUCAGGCAAUGCGAAUGUGUUCUAAGCAUGCAAAAAUAUUUCUCGUUGCUAUGGUUUACGAGUAUCACAGGACCGGCAUGGUUGAAACAACUUUUGACCAAGUUUCAAGAGCGCAGAGUCUCUUGUGUUCUAACAAUGGCGAGCAACCCCCAGACAAAGACGUUCUACUCUCCAUCGGGUACAAUUUGUUUUCCGUGUUCACGUGUAACUUGUGGGAACUCAGGUGCAAACUCGGGGAGUGUCGGCUGCUACUCUGUGAAACGGGGAGUAGGCACAGGCUGCAGAAACUUCAAUUAAACUUCCCCAGUGAUGACGUUUCCUUCGCGUUAAGAGACUGCCUUGAUCUUCCGUGGAUCACAAAGUAUUUAUCUUAAUACAACGCCUUCAAUUGGGAA